AAAAAAAAAAAAAAAAAACCGAAAGAAAUUUUAGAGUUUCUCAUGGCCAAAUUGAAUUCCUUGAUGAAAUUUCAGGCUUAUUAUUGGUCUCUUGUACUGGUAAUUAUUUUAUUGCCAUCAUCAUGUUAUACAGACAGAAGCCAUCAUCAGUCUCAAGGAAGCCAGAAGCUGUUUUGUUCUCCUUUAGCAGACUCAGCUUGCAGUCCUGCCUCCACUGCGGAUAGCUUAAGAAAACUCGAAUCACUGAGAGAUAUUUUGAUCGGACUUGAAGACACUAUUAUAUUCUGUCUGAUAGAGAGGUCAAAAUACGCCUAUAAUCAGUACUUGUACGCUUCUUCUCACAAUGGCCUCCAAUCCUUCAUUCAAAGUUCCGAAUCUGUUCAGGCGACGUUUGGUCGUUAUACGCUUGAAGAAGAGACUCCCUUCUCCGGAUCUAAUUUUGUAAUUCCGACUCCUCCUAACUGUACUAAGGUUUUGCACAGGCCAGCGUCUUGCUUCGACAAAAGCAAGGAAAUAUUGACGGCUUACCUCGAUUUACUUCCUAAUAUUACUAUUAACGGUGAUGAUGGGCACUAUGCACCUACUCUUGCGACCGAUCUAAUUUGUUUGCAGGCUAUCUCCAAAAGGAUUACUUUGGGAAAAUUUGUAGCGGAGGCUAAAUACAAUAAAGAUCCUAAAGCAUAUAAUGCUACCAUAAGUGAAAAGAACAACGAAGACGAUUUAAUGAAGAUGCUGACUGACACGAAGGUUGAAAAAGAAGUCAUUCAAAGAGUGGCGAAUAAAGCAGAGAUAUUCGGACAAAACAUUGAUCCAUUCAAUGCAAGUGUCGUCAAACAACCGAAGAUUGAUCCAUCUGUAAUUUCUCGAUUUUAUGAAAAUUUCAUGAUCCCUUUGACAAAGCAAGUCGAAGUCACUUACCUUCAGCAUCGUCUGGAUUAAGAGAUGGCUACAUCUAAUUUCAAAGUGCUGGUUGAGUUUUGUGUUGUCUUACCCCGUGAUUCAAGAUACAUUGGAAUAAGUUGUAGCAGUCAUUUUAGUGCUUUUUUCUUAUCUUCUUUUUAACAACAGAACACAAACAUUUUGAUUGUGUUGUGUUGUUAGAGAGCUUAUAUACAAGCAUUGCUAUUCUCUCUCAUGAGAAAGCCCGAAGAAGAUGAAGAACUUGACGAACAAAGUAGUACUAUUAGUAUCGGGUCCAACAAUGAUGCCAAACACCUAGGAUGACUUCUACUAAUCCCCUAAUCCAUUCCUAAAGGUGAGUGAAAUAUGAAAACUAUAUAAUUCUUAAGUUAGACAAUAUACUGGUUAGACAGUCG
This is a messenger RNA of Striga asiatica, 1316 nucleotides long. NCBI's taxonomy places the organism in Eukaryota, Viridiplantae, Streptophyta, Magnoliopsida, Lamiales, Orobanchaceae. The record is from the annotation of a GenBank genome assembly.